Trichomonas vaginalis G3 is the source of this 339-nucleotide messenger RNA. RefSeq lists its product as uncharacterized. The transcript has a single exon. Lineage: Eukaryota; Parabasalia; Trichomonadida; Trichomonadidae. The coding region runs from base 1 to 339 and encodes 112 amino acids. The record is from RefSeq and is a predicted model, not a curated record.
AUGAGAAGACGUUUCACAAGUCAAAAGAACACAAACGCAAAAGCAGAGAUUACGGUUGGUUAUAACGUAAAUGAUGAUAAAUCACGAAUUAUUCAAAAUGUUAAAGUUAAUGUUAGCCCUGAAUUAACAAGGUCAGCAACUCAACCAAAUUUAUUAACUCGUGACUUACCAAAGAAAGAGGAGGAGCAAAAUAAAGAAGAUGAAGACCCAAUCAUUUUAUCUGAACCUGGUAAAGAACCCGUUGAAAUUCCCACUUAUCCAACAUACCCCCACCUCUUUCAUCAAACAUCGAGAACCCAGGAAUCUACGAUUCCAGUCGCAAUGCGCCAUAUAAAGUAG